Molecule: messenger RNA, 2891 nt
Organism: Anoplophora glabripennis (Asian longhorned beetle)
Lineage: Eukaryota; Metazoa; Arthropoda; Insecta; Coleoptera; Cerambycidae
Product: N-acetyltransferase 6
Exons: 2
Coding region: 83-640 (185 amino acids)
Biological process (GO): protein acetylation
Cellular component (GO): cytoplasm
Molecular function (GO): N-acetyltransferase activity; acetyl-CoA binding
Source: RefSeq, a predicted model, not a curated record
CAAAAGAUACAAAAGGCCAAUUCAAUAAAGGAGUAUUAUUUUCUGCUACUUCUGAACAAUUUUUAAACAUUUCAUUUUAGAGAUGAGCCUUUCGGUUUUACCGCUGCACAAACAUCCUGAAUAUCUAACGGACUGCUGUCGAUUGAUAAACGACGAGUGGAAAAGGAGCGACACAGCACGCAUGCACAGCUUACAAGCUUCUUGCGAUCGCCUACCUACCUCAUUAGUAUUACUGGAGAAUAAAACGGUAGUCGGACAUCUGAAACUUACCUCGAUACCCAGCAUAAGGAAGGCUUGUUUCCUGGAAUCGGUGGUUAUAGAUCGGAAAUUGAGGGGAAAAGGAUACGGGACUGUUUUAAUGAGAAAAGCCGAGGAAUACUGCAAAGACUUUCUAAGUUUAGACACUAUUUAUUUAUCAACAAAAGGACAGGAACCUUUCUACAGUAAAUUGGGCUACACCGAAUGUCUACCUAUAUCUAUAUAUGGAAGUUACAUACCUAACAGUACAGCACCUCGACAAAAAACCGAAACCGAUAAAAGUUCCGUCGUUCAAAACGCCCCACCUCCACCGCCCUUGCCGGUCACCAAAACGACGACGGCUAAUAACAGUACAAAAACUUUCAUGAAGAAACAAAUAUAGUAAACCGAUUUCUGAGCUGUUCUGUGACAAAUGCGAGAAGUUAACGCCAUAAACAAACUUUUUGUGCAUUACAUACGAUAGUUUUUCUACAAUCGACCUGCAAUGUUGUAAUUAUGUACAGAAUUUAGUUCCAUGUAAACCUGUACAGAUAAAGCAAAUUCAUUUGAGCCAUGCGGGUAGGAUGCGCAGUGGCAAAGUAGUGGUGCGGGGAAGGGAUCCCACUUGUGCAGAGCUUUUCGUUGAUUGAUUUGUGUACUUCAGGGCUCAAGUGAAAUUUGUCCAGCUCUAUUUGAAAUUUGAGGUUGUACUAUCAUAGUAAUUAAGCGCAUUUAUACUGAUAACAUUAAAUAAAUAUCUUUCACUGUCAACGAAUUUGUUUUCUUCCGUAUUCUAUUGUCGUUUGUGUGCAUUCUAAAAUGUGUGAUAGUGAUGAAGGUUGAUAUGUCUAAUAACCUUCUUGAAACGUUGAACGUUCGGAAAAAGCUAUGUUAGAUUUGUCGCCAAACAAAAAAAAAAGUAUAAAAUUUAUAAUAUAUUUAUAUUACGAGUAAAAGAAAUUGGAAGUGUUUUUUAUGUUUCUAAUGCAACAAGCAUUGUAGUACGGGGUCUUCAUAAAUGAUUACAAGCAGGCCCAGUCUGGCCAGGUCGGGUAGUCGGCAAAAUCCGACUUAUUUUGGAAGAUAGGCCCCCCAAACGACUAACGAGGGCGCCAAAAGUAUAAGAAUUUUUUUUGAAAAUUCUUGAGAUAGCCACCGUAAAUUGAAAAGAAAAAAGAAGAAUGUAAAAAUAAAAAUUGAAUCUUUUGUAGAAAUGAGAUUUAAAAAAACAUAAAAAUAACACAAAUUUUAUUAUUUUGCCCUAUACCUCUAUAAACAGUGGUGUACCUACAGGAAAGAAAGAGAGAAAUAAAUAUAUAUUCCAAACCGUAAGCCCUUUAAACUAAUAACUUCUUUAUCUAUAAGCCGUAGGCCUGGAGGAAAAACGAGAGAAUUCGAAAUUUAAAGCUUUCUUUAAGCCAAAAAAAGAUUCCGUGUGUAGUGCCUAUAAGAAUACAGAUCCCGAUAAGAGAACAGAAAAAAUAAUGAUUAUAAUAAUUAUAAUUCAAAGAAAAUCGCGGUUCGAAAUCUGAAAUACAUUGAUAAAGAAUUGUCGAAAAAUGAUAAAUCUCUAAUAACAGCUUGCUUUGAUUUGCAGAAGGUGUUAGUAACGCCCAAGUCAGAAGUCAGCGAUUUUUAUUAUAAAAGUAAAAUUGCAACAUACAACUUUAAAAUUUAUGAUUUAGGCAGCAAUCAAGGCUAUUCCUAUGUAUGGCAUGAGCAAAUAUCGAAGAGAGAACCGGAUGAAAUUGGAAGUUGUUUAUGGAUCUUUUUAAAAAGUGUUAAAGAAAAUGGCAUACGAAAGGUUAUUCUUUAUUCCGAUAAUUGCGGUGGUCAAAACGGUAAUUGUUUUUUCUUGGCGAUGUUUGCUUAUGCAUUAAUGACUUUGGAUAUGGAAAUAAUACACCGUUUUCUUGAAAUUGGCCACACGCAGAAUGAAAAUGACCGCAUGCUGUGAUUAAAGUUGCAAAAAAACGUCACUCUGAUCAGUGGAUUAGUUUAAUAAAAAUGGCUAAAGUUACUGCCCCACAGUACAAAGUAAAAGAAAUGUCUCAAGGAGAUUUUGUAACUUAAACCAAUGGUAAAGAAACAAAACUGGAAAAAAGAUAUUACUGGCUGUAAAAACCAGUAAAAUCAGAGAAAUCCACUGCAAUCCAGUCUCCCAAUAAAGUAUCUUUUAUGUAUAAUUUUGGAGAAAAUCAUAAAGAACUAGAUUUACAAACAAAAAACACAGGCAAACGCGAAGAAAAUCAAUUUCCAAAAUUGUAUCAAGGUGUGCUGCCAAUUGAUGGUAAAAAAUUAAGCGGUCUUUUGGGUCUGUGUAAGGCUAACUUGAUACCACCGACGUAUCAUGGAUUUUACAACUCCCUUCGGCCCGCUAGUAAGACUGACCACCAGGAAGAAAGUAAUAUUGACCAAGAAGAUGACUGACUCUGAAUCGUAAUAAAUUUUCCUUUUAUGUCAUUACUGAUAUUAACAAAAAUUUUUUUAUCUGAAAAUAGAAAAUGUUUAAUUUUUCUGCAUCUUAUUAGUGUAGCAAGUUGUUUCUCAAUAAAAAACUUUGUCGACGAAAACCGUAGUAACUCAUUCAAAAUCCAUUUUUUCUUAUCCUAAACUAUUUUAUUUUGAUCAUGAAUAAUUAAUUAGGACCUAAA